AGUCUGACAGCCACAUCUCAUCGAUCAAGAGCUGAUCAUUAGGUGACCUAGCUAUCGGAAAAUAAUAAUAUAUAUAUAUAUAUUUUUGUAUUAUUAUUAUUAUUAUUAUCAUGGAUUCAUCUGGGAAUAGAAACACAGAAGGCAAACAGAAUGCUCCGCAAACUCUCUAUAUGCGAUAUUUAGUGUCUUUCCCAACUAUAGUGUGUUUCGUCUUAUCGCUGAGUUCAAUAGCGGUGUGUUUUCUGAUGACUUUUAAAACGCAUCAAAUGGAGAGUCGCCUGCACGCGCUGGAGCUCAAGAUGACUGACAUCUGUCAAGAAUCAUCAGACGUCUCUGUUUCACAGGAUCUGCGGGAUUCAAUUGAAACACUCUUAAAAGAGAGGCUGAAUGAAGCGAUGCCGAAACUGCGCGUGGCAAGAGACGUGACACAAGACUGCAACUGUCCUCCAGGUCCACCUGGGAAACGUGGAAGAAGAGGUGACCCUGGACCCCCAGGCAAACAUGGAAGAGAUGGUUACCCGGGUCCACUCGGUCUUGAUGGCAAACCCGGUCCUCCUGGACCUAAAGGAAGCCAGGGCCUGCCGGGACCAAAAGGAGAUAAGGGUGACCAGGGAGACUCCGGGCCAAGGAUGGUCUUUCCUCGAUAUGAUCAUGGCUACAUCUUGGCUGAUCAACCCAGUUUCCAGAGGCGUAUGCUGAAGGGUGAUCAAGGUCAGGCUGGCCCACCAGGACCUCCAGGCCCUCCUGGAUCACCCGGUCCAAGAGGGCCCCCAGGGAACACUGGAAAAGAUGGUCCCCGUGGCCCACCAGGAGAUCCAGGUGUCGCUGGUCGAGAUGGAAUGGAGGGACAACGAGGCUUACCAGGAAAGCCGGGUGAAGUUGGUGAACAAGGUUACACAGGACCACAGGGACCUCCAGGGUCAAAGGGUGAGCAGGGAGAGCCGGGUCCCCAGGGUGACCGAGGAACCGACGGUCUGCCAGGCUUGAAGGGAGAUAAGGGAGACGUUGGAGAACAAGGACCCCAGGGAGAAACAGGACAUCCUGGUGAGAAAGGCACAUCAGCAUCGGGUGACAUCAUCGACUUCAAUGGCAAACUCUUAGAUGCUUUUCAGGCCAUUAAGACCAUCAGUGUUUCGGGACCUCCUGGUCCUCCUGGACCCCCGGGACCACCAGGAAAAGAAGGGCCAACGGGUGAACUUGGCUUGCCUGGGCCUGCUGGGGUUGAUGGUGAAAAGGGUGAUAAGGGAGACACUGGAGAGCCUGGUGAAGCUGGAGAGAGGGGCGAGAAAGGAGAAAUGGGCCUCUCUGGUCCCGCUGGAAUGGAUGGGCAGAAAGGAGAGAAAGGAGACUCUAUACUAGAGGACAAUCUGGUUCAGAUGAUUUCACAGCCAGGACCACCAGGACCUCCAGGCCCACCAGGAACUCCCGGAUACAUGGGUCAUCGUGGCAUGCCAGGUCCAAAAGGUGAUCCAGGGGAAAAUGUUAAAGGAGAAAAGGGAGAAGCCGGUGCUCCAGGAAUUCAAGGCCUACAGGGUCCGCGGGGUCCUUCGGGGGCAACCGGAUUAGUUGGUCUUCCCGGCACAAAGGGUGAAAAGGGAAAACAAGGGGAACCUGGAUUAGAUGGUUUUCCUGGAGUUAAAGGUGACAGGGGUGAUCGGGGGGAGAGAGGGGAAAAGGGAGAUCGCGGUCCUGUUGGAAAGAGAGGACUCAAGGGGAAGAAAGGAGAACAGGGGCCGCCAGGUCUGGACCAGCCCUGUCCCGUGGGCUCUGAUGGAUGUAAAAAAGAGGUAGUGGAAACGGGGCAUUCGGCCCCAGAGGCUCCCUGCCCACUGGGUCCAGAUGGGCUUCCAAUACCAGGCUGCUGGCACAAGGAACAAGGGAGGCUUCAGAAGCUCAAGAGGAAGCGUCUCUCCCAGCCUUGAUGUUCUCCAAGAACCCGAGGAGUUUAAUUGACUUAACGGUCCCUCAAAAGACAGCAUCUCAAAAAUAUUGGUUAAUAUUGACUGUCCUCAAUGUGCAUGUUGUAUGAGGGUGCAAACAGCCCUCAGUUUGGUCAAUAUUUUUUCAUGGAGGAACAUGAUUGAGAUGAGCUCUUGGAGAGGAUGUGAGAUCAGGGAUUGGCCUCAUGGAUGCAUUUGCUCAGCAACAGCAACAUGGGAAGCUAUGGCAUGGAAUAAUACAGAACCGAUCUUUAUUUUGGGAUUACUAUUGAACAGUAAUUUACGAUGAUUAAUUUCUGUUACUGUUAAAUGCUUGGUUUAUUUCUUAUUUUUUAGCCGAUUAAUACAGGCAAAAAUACAUAGCAAGCAUCAGGAAAUGACGCCCAAAGACCAACUGUCAGAAGGCAAGCAUUCGUACGUUAUUGCAAAAGAAUAUACUCAUUGACAGUAAAAGGAUAUACUGCAUCUCUUUUAAAACAGCGCAGCAUAAUAGUGAGCAAGAAAAGUGUGUUAUAUUGUAUCUCUUUAUUUUUUAUUUCUUUAAAACUACUGCAUCUACAUUUUGUUAGUGCACAUUUGUUGUGAUACUUUGUAUGAGAUAUAUGCUAACUGUGACUACCUGCCGUUACAAUCCUUUAUACAUAUUCCAUAGUUUUGUUCAUAGUAAUUUAUGGUAUGUACUGAUUGCUUUUUAAAGAUGGUGAAAACUGAAGAUUUUUUGUGAACAGUUUUCACAAAGAGCUGUUUUUAGAUUUCAGAAAGUACUGCUGUCCUUUCUUUUAUAGCAUGAAAGCAAAGAAAGCAAUUUUGUUGGUUUUAUAUUUACAUUGCUUGGCUUUCAAAGAUUCAACACAAAGAAAGAACAUCCCAACCGAGGUGAUGGAUUUCCCCCCCAGAAGAUUUAGCAUGUUUAGCAUACAUUUCCAGUGGCAUAUUCUUCUUCAGGGAUUUUCAAAUCACUCAACCUACAGGGUUCCUCACACCCCACCCCCAAUGUUCAAGCCAAAUCUACACCCUUGAGGGUUCCCAUGGUCAAAAAAAUCUGGAAAUAUCAGGGAAUGUUAUACUUUCAAUAAUGUUAAAUGACAGUUUGCUCUUUACAAUGAAUCGGUCACACUAAACACAAAGAGGUCUGUAAGAUUCAUUCAAUAAUUGGUUGGAAUUUAAACUUUUUUUAAUCCUCCAGUAAUAAAAAACUAUUGGAAAAGACAUUAAAACUCAGUGGUUAAAAAAGUGUGGGAACCCUGUACAUAAGCAUUUUUUUAAAUAUAUUUAUUGGUAAUUAUCAAAUAACCAGUGAUCAACGCAUGAAAACUUCUUAUAUACAUAUUGCUACACAGAUAAUGGGUUUGGAUUUCUAUGAACAUUAUUUGACAGACAAAGUUUGUCUUUGAUUUACUGAGUGAUUUAAGUAACUGUAAAAAGCAUCUUGAUUGACCAACAACAUGAUUGAGGCAUUUUAGAAACAAAAUAGAAUGGGAUGAAAUUUCCAGAACAUUUUACUCUAUAACUUUUGUUUGACUUUCUUUACAGUGGUUUUAAAUGCAAAGAAUGUUGUAUUAUGAAGAUAUUGAAAGGUUUUGCUGCUGAAUCAGUAUUUGUAUUUAAUAGUUGAUAUGGGUUAAAAAAAAAAAAAAAACUGCAUAAUUAGCUACUGCUUGACAGCCAUAACAUGCAUUCAUAUGCUUCUUAAAAUAUGUUUUAUAAAAUAGAAAUUAAAGUUUGUUACAAUUUAACCUA
This is a messenger RNA of Myxocyprinus asiaticus (Chinese sucker), 3680 nucleotides long. It is a transcript of the gene col23a1a, whose product is annotated as collagen type XXIII alpha 1 chain a. The transcript has 32 exons. Bases 111 to 1922 code for a protein of 603 amino acids. The record is from RefSeq and is a predicted model, not a curated record. Lineage: Eukaryota; Metazoa; Chordata; Actinopteri; Cypriniformes; Catostomidae.